GUUGGCUCGGCCUGAGGGAGUGGAAUGAAGAAUGCCGUCUCCAUGACGACCGCCAGCAGAGUCACCUGCUGAACGAGUGAAAAGAAAGUGACUUGAUUAAGGAAGUGACCAAACUGCGGACAACACGGAGGCCUCUGUUGCGACAUUUGAGGAAGUAUUACAGGAACAUGGAAGUUGAACAAGAGGACUUGUCCCCAGAAACAGCAUUUGAUAAGGACCCCUUUCAGAUGACAGUAGAAGAUGUGUAUGAUAUCUCACAUGUUAUAGGUAAAGAUCUUAUGAAGAUCGGCACAGAGUCCCGUGGCGUAACAGAUCUUGUGGCCAAUCUUCAGUUUAAGAUUGUACGUGUUCUUGAGGUCCUGGAAACACUGGUGAACCAGUCAAGCCUUGAAACUGAGGAGAUGAAGAUGGAAAGGGAUAAUCUAAAGGGAGAGGUGGAAAGAUUGAUGAAAGAAUGCCCACAAACUACUCAGACUGACCUUGGACCAGACAAAAUGGUUAUAGAUCUCACAGACCCCAACCGUCCACGAUUUACAUUACAAGAGCUAAGGGAGGUGCUCCAGGAGCGGAAUAAGUUGAAGGUUCAACUCUUGGUUGCUCAAGAUGAAUUGCAAUGCUAUAAAAGUGGAGUCAUUCCCCCAACCGAGGACCACAUUGUGACAUUGGAAAAUGAAUCCAUUAUCACCACUUCACCAAGGCCAAAUGACAACAGCAAAGACAAGUCAACUAUAAAACGCCUGUUUUCUCCCUUCAAACAAGACUAACAAGACCAACAGAACAAUGUGCAUUCCACCAAAAAAUACCCUAGAGCAUUGCAACAUCUGGAGGUCCGCAGGUUGAAGACCACUGCUCUAGAGGAACAUUGUUAGUACAUAGGCCAGUAUUGUAUAAAGGAUGCAUAUCAAUAAACUGCA
Messenger RNA from Hyla sarda, 914 nucleotides. It is a transcript of the gene RILPL2, whose product is annotated as Rab interacting lysosomal protein like 2. Gene Ontology annotation, cellular component: ciliary basal body; cytoplasm. The transcript has 6 exons. Lineage: Eukaryota; Metazoa; Chordata; Amphibia; Anura; Hylidae. Gene Ontology annotation, molecular function: protein dimerization activity. Gene Ontology annotation, biological process: cilium assembly. Bases 168 to 764 code for a protein of 198 amino acids. The record is from RefSeq and is a predicted model, not a curated record.